AUGUUCCGUCUCCCCUCCGUGCUCCUCUCCCGCCGCCUCCACCUCCGCAGACUCUCCUCCACGCCCUCGCGCCCUCCUUCCCUCCCUCUCUCCCACCCAAUCUACCUCAUCUGGGGAUCCAACACAGGAGUCGGCAAAACCCUAGUCUCCGCCGGCAUCGCUGCCGCCUCUCUCCUCUCCUCCGCCACCACUCCAUCCCAAUUCCACUACCUCAAGCCCCUCCAAACUGGCUUCCCCGCCGACUCCGACUCCCGCUUCGUCCUCGACAAGCUCCGCCAACUCUCCCUCCUUCGCAACCCUCGCGUCCACCUCUCCUCCUCCCACCGCGUCCUCAACGUGUCUCCCGCUGUGCCGGAGACAAUGCCGCUCGCUUGCAAGGAAGGGCAUGGCCCUUCGGAGCUGCUCUGCAAGACCCUGUACGCAUGGGAAGAGCCCGUGUCGCCGCACUUGGCCGCGGAGAGGGAGGGCCUGGCUGUGAAGGACUCUGUGGUGCUGGAAACCCUUGGCGAGUGUUUCGAGGACGUGGUGGAACGCGGGGCUGGUAGGGAUAGAUCGGAGGUUCUGUGUGUGGUGGAAACUGCUGGUGGAGUUGCCAGUCCAGGUCCUUCUGGGACGCUUCAAUGUGACUUAUAUAGGUUAAAUACUGUUGUUCUUUCAUUUCCUGUCAGGCCAUUCCGUAUUCCUGCAGUUCUCGUCGGGGAUGGGCGGCUAGGAGGUAUUUCUGGAACAAUAUCAGCUUAUGAGAGCUUGAUGCUGCGAGGUUAUGAUGUUGUUGCUGUUGCUUUUGAAGAUCAUGGUCUUCUAAAUGAGGGUCCACUGAUGUCUUAUAUGCGAAACCAGGUCCCUGUCCUAGUGCUACCACCCAUUCCAAAAGAUCUGUCAAAUGACUUGAUGGAAUGGUUUGAGAGUUCUCAUCAUAUAUUUAGUAAUCUAAAGGAAAUAAUGCUAUCAGCUUAUUUGGAGAGAAUUAAAAGGCUGCAAGACAUGCCAAGAGAAGCAAGGGAUAUUAUCUGGUGGCCUUUCACUCAACACAAACUUAUUCCUGAGGGAGGGGUCACAGUAAUUGAUUCACGAUGUGGUGAGAACUUUUCUAUAUUCAAGGUUCAGAAGACAGAAGUCAUAGCACCACAAUUUGAUGCAUGUGCUAGUUGGUGGACUCAAGGACCUGAUGCUAUAAUGCAGGCUGCGCUUGCUAGGGAGAUGGGAUAUGCUGCUGCUAGGUUUGGGCAUGUAAUGUUCCCUGAGAAUGUUCAUGAGCCAGCCUUAAAUUGUGCUGAGCUUUUGCUUCAAGGUGUGGGGAAAGGCUGGGCUUCUCGAACAUAUUUUUCUGACAAUGGAUCUACAGCAAUUGAAAUUGCUCUCAAGAUGGCAUUUCGUAAAUUUUCUGUUGAUCAUGGGCUUAUUGUGGAUUGUCUUGAGGAUACCACAAACGAAAGAUCUGCUGAGCUCAUGGUCCUUGCACUGCACAGAUCUUAUCAUGGUGAUACACUUGGUGCUAUGGAAGCACAGGCACCAUCUUCUUAUACAGGCUUCCUUCAGCAACCCUGGUACACCGGGAGAGGUCUUUUUCUGGAUCCUCCUUCUGUGAUUAUGCGCAACAAUACAUGGAAUAUUUCCAUACCUGAAGGGUAUAAUUGGGAAAGUCUGAAAGGUGAAAGUAUCACCUUUGCCUCACGUGAUGAAGUAUUUCACAAGGGCAGGGAUAAGUCUGAGCUUGCUACAGUUUAUUCAUCUUACAUAUCAAAAGUAUUAUCUGGAUUUAAAGGCUGUUACGUAGUUAUACAAGGCGCUGGUGGAAUGCAUAUGGUUGAUCCACUUUUUCAGCGUGUGCUUGUUAAUGAGUGUCGAAGUAGAAAAAUUCCAGUAAUCUUUGAUGAGGUUUUUACUGGUUUUUGGCGUUUGGGAGUGGAGACUGCAGGGGGGCUAAUCCAUUGUGUACCAGAUAUAGCUUGCUUUGGGAAGCUGCUGACCGGUGGAAUCAUACCAUUGGCUGUCACCUUAGCAACAAAUGCUGUUUUUGAUUCAUUUAUUGGAGACUCAAAGCUCAAGGCUCUUUUACAUGGGCAUUCUUACUCUGCACAUGCUAUGGGCUGCGCUGCUGCUGUUAAGUCAAUCCAAUGGUUUAAAGACCCUUGUUCCAACCCUAAUAUCGCUCCUGAAGGAAGAUUACUUAAGGAGUUAUGGGAUGAGAAAAUGGUUCGCCGGAUUUCAUCACACCCUGCAAUUCAAAGAGUAGUGGCUUUGGGAACUUUGUGUGCUUUGGAAUUAAAAGCAGAAGGAACUAAUGCUGGAAUAUUACUAGAGUUAAAAGGAAGCUCUCGAGAAAAUAUGGGUUUGAUUUUAACGUGUAAAUUGACACAAUAUCUCUUGGUUGUAAGGUAUGGAUCGUUAUAUGCAAGACCACUUCUGGAGAAGCUCAGGGAAGAUGGUAUAUACAUGAGGCCUUUAGCUCGACCAAAUCAACCACUGUUUUUAUCCAGUGUGUUCACUUCGUUUCCAGCUGUUUUUUCAAAAUUCGCUUGUAGAGGUUGCAUAUUUAAGAUCUGUUGCGAGUUUCGUCUUUUCGGGGAUGUAGCAUCUAGGGUUUCAUUGCUUAAACCAUCUGCUGACGCAAUUAGUAUGGGGAAAAGGAGCUUGGAGGGUGGAGAAGAUGAUCAGCCUGAACGAAAGAGGCCUGCUCUCGCCAGUGUAAUUGUUGAAGCUCUCAAGGUGGACAGUUUGCAGAAGCUUUGCUCAUCUUUAGAGCCUAUUCUACGUAGAGUUGUGAGUGAAGAGGUUGAGCGUGCUUUGGCAAAGUUAGGUCCUGCAAGACUUGGUGGAAGGUCUCCUCCUAAAAUGAUUGAAGGUCCUGAUGGUAGGAACUUGCAGCUGCAAUUCAAGUCCCGGUUGUCACUUCCCCUCUUCACAGGAGGAAAAGUGGAAGGCGAGCAGGGGGCGCCAAUACAUGUUGUUCUGAUUGAUUCCAAUAGUGGAAGCGUUGUAACUUCUGGACCUGAAUCCUCUGUAAAACUCGAUGUUGUGGUCCUUGAAGGUGAUUUUAACAAUGAAGAUGAUGAAGAUUGGACUCAAGAUGAUUUUGAAAGCCACAUUGUAAAAGAACGGGAAGGAAAGAGACCUUUGUUAACUGGGGACCUGCAAGUGACACUCAAGGAAGGAGUUGGAACAUUGGGGGAAUUGACCUUUACAGAUAAUUCAAGCUGGAUAAGGAGUCGUAAAUUCCGUCUUGGCCUGAAGGUUGCCUCAGGCAUUUGUGAGUCCAUACGCAUUCGUGAAGCUAAGACAGUGGCUUUCAUAGUUAAAGAUCAUAGAGGAGAAUUAUAUAAGAAGCACUACCCUCCUGCAUUGACUGAUGAAGUGUGGAGAUUGGAGAAAAUAGGCAAGGAUGGAUCAUUUCACAAGAAGCUGAAUAAUGCAGGAAUAGUCUCAGUUGAAGACUUUCUUCGGCUUGUUGUUAAAGAUCAACAGAAAUUGCGGAAUAUCCUUGGAAGUGGUAUGUCAAACAAGAUGUGGGAGGCUCUUUUAGAGCACGCAAAAACGUGUGUUCUAAGUGGGAAGCUCUAUGUUUAUUAUCCAGAAGAUGCAAGAAAUGUUGGCGUUAUUUUUAACAACAUCUAUGAGCUGCGUGGCCUUAUAUCAGGAGAACAAUUCUUUUCUGCGGAUUCUCUCACUGAUAGCCAGAAGGUUUAUGUAGAUUCAUUGGUGAAGAAAGCAUACGACAAUUGGGAUCAGGUUGUGGAUUAUGAUGGUAAAUCACUUGUGAAUGGUAACCAAAAUAACAGGUCUAUUGCAUCUGAAAAUGAACUUCGUGUUGAGGCAAUUGAUUACGGUAGUGGUUUAGAUCAUCAACUUCAACUGCCGGGACUUCCAGUGUCCGUUCCUUCUGAACAGCAAAUAAAUUCCGGGAUGCCAGUUGGGGGUUAUAAUGAUAGUAUGGUAUCACGAUAUCCAACCCAGUCAUUGAUUUCAAACUCCAGCACCCGGAGUCAGUUCGAUAGCUCAUUAUAUCUGUCUAAUGACCAAUUAAUCAGCAAUAGUCACCAAACCCCAAACACUAGAAAUGAUCAUGGCCCAGUUGGGUUAGCUCUUGGACCUCCUCAAUCAUCCACGUCAGGGUUCCAUGCUGGUAGCUCUUCUAUUCAGCCAUCUACUCUAAACCCUUUUGAUGAUUGGUCACACAACAGGGACAGGGGGGUUGAUGAGUUCUUUUCAGAAGAAGAAAUCCGCCUCAGAAGUCACGAAAUGCUAGAGAAUGAAGAUAUGCAGCACUUGCUUCGCCUCUUCAGCAUGGGAGGCCACGGCUCCAUGAGUGCGGAGGAUGGCUAUUCAUUCCCAACAUACAUGCCAUCACCCAAUAUACCAAACUAUGAUGAGGAUCGCUCUCGCCCAGGCAGAGCUGUUGUGGGAUGGCUGAAGAUCAAGGCAGCAAUGAGGUGGGGCUUCUUUAUCAGGAAGAUAGCAGCUGAGAAGCGGGCACAGAUAGAGGAGUUAGAUGAGUAG
Molecule: messenger RNA, 4497 nt
Organism: Sphenostylis stenocarpa
Lineage: Eukaryota; Viridiplantae; Streptophyta; Magnoliopsida; Fabales; Fabaceae
Source: the annotation of a GenBank genome assembly